AUGGAGCACAUGUGGCUGAACUCGGUGAGUCAGUGUGUGGUAUCUGUGUCGGUGAUCGUGGUGAGUGUGAGGAUGUCUAUGGGUGGUGGUGGGAUCGAGGAGGAUGGAGGAGGCCAGGGUGGAGGUGGUCAUACCCGGAGCGGGAGUGUUUCUGCCUGCCUGAAGUUGUGUCUGGGCUGGGUGGGGGCAGUGGGGGGUGCGGCGGGGGUCCCUGUCUCUGUGCUGCUGAACCUGAGGAGUCCCCAGUGCCUGUACACCUGCAUCACCCUGGUGUGCUGUCCUCUGCUGGUCAGGCAGUUCACUGUCUGCCUGCUGCUGCUCAUGACCCUCAACUCCCACCUGAAGCACCGCAUGGGGAGUAGGUACAGUUUGCUGGUGACACGUCGGCGGGCCCUGUGUGUGGUCCUGCUGUGCUGGGUGGCCUCUGUCCUCUCCUCCUUUGCCCAAUUCAUCGGCUGGAACGUCCUGGACACCUGGGGAGGGGAUGAGGGAUGGCUGGAUGGGCUGGGGCUGGACGGCAUCCCCCCAGGCAACUGGACCUCCCCUCCUCCCCGUCCGAUGCCUCCCAAGUACAACCAGGACCGCUCUGUGAUCGGGAAGUACCUCCCUUACGGAGGCUUCCUGUCCAAGUUCUACGUGGAGGAUCUCCAUAACUUCACCUAUGCAGAGAUCCAUGGGAGCCACUGGGGGGUGUGUGCCCCCGACACUGUCCUCAGCCCCCAGUUCCUGGUCUAUGUCUAUGGGGUGACCGUCUUCUUGCUCCCCCUAAUGGGCCUGCUGGCCAUUUACCUAGAUCUGGUCUGUGUGAUGCCCAGACAGGACCCUGAUGGUCCGGGUUCUGGCCCCCCAAAACGCCGCUCUCCCCGUGCCCGCUCCCUAGGCCUCUCCCUCUGCCUCCUUGUCCUCCUGUGCCUACCCCUUCACAUCACCCACUCCCUCCUGCUUUUCUCCCCAGGCACACUGCCCCCGACCUGGGCUUUCCCGCUGGUCUCGCUCCUGUCGCAGCUCUACGGUCUGGUGCCCCCUCUCCUCUUCACCAUUCCCGCACAACGGGUGGGGGCCGAACAGGUACCCCUGCCUCUGCCCCACCUGGCCCCCACAGGAGGUAAGACGGUGGGCGGAGCCCUGUGUUCAGCUGUGCAGGCGGCAUCCUGCUCACUCAAAGGAAGGCUGUGCCCAGAUGUGUGUGUGUAA
Molecule: messenger RNA, 1194 nt
Organism: Salvelinus fontinalis (brook trout)
Lineage: Eukaryota; Metazoa; Chordata; Actinopteri; Salmoniformes; Salmonidae
Product: adenosine receptor A1-like
Exons: 2
Coding region: 1-1194 (397 amino acids)
Biological process (GO): G protein-coupled receptor signaling pathway
Cellular component (GO): membrane
Molecular function (GO): G protein-coupled receptor activity
Source: RefSeq, a predicted model, not a curated record